AGGAUAAUAUUUGUAAAAAUAGGUGAAUUGUCACGAAGAUAUCCAAUAGUACGGGGUAUGGCAUCGUACACAGUAAUUUGGCCGACAGCCUGUUUGCUCCAACAAAAAAUAUCGGGUAAAGAAAAAUUAGACUACAUACAUGCAUUGAGAUUUAGUCUUUAUGGUGGAUUUUUUGUCGGUCCAACUUUAUUUGCUUGGUUAAAAAUUGCAACAUAUUUGUGGCCAAAACCAAAUCUACGGUCUGCAAUUACAAAGGCGUUGGUUGAACAAGUUACUUAUGGCCCAGCAGCAAUAUGUUGCUUUUUCUUUGGAAUUAAUUUGUUAGAAUUUAAACCAAUCUCGGAAUGUGUUGAAGAAGUUAAAAAUAAAUUUUUCCCUACCUGGAGGAUUGGUGUAUUUGUAUGGCCAAUACUUCAGACAAUAAACUACGUGUUCAUUCCGGAGCGUAAUCGUGUUGUCUAUGUUAGUUUCUGUAGCUUAGGAUGGACUUCACUAUUAUCGUACGUUAAAUCAUUAGAAACAAGUCAACUUAAUAGCGGAACUGUACUGAUGAAAGAACCCAAAGUUCUUGUACCUGCUGUUACUGAUGAUAAUAAUAAUAAUAAUAAUAAUAAUAAUAAUUCAAGUAAAAAUCAAACUACUGAAAGUACUAAAAAAAAAUCAACGUCUUUAUCUUAA
This is a messenger RNA of Cotesia congregata, 678 nucleotides long. NCBI's taxonomy places the organism in Eukaryota, Metazoa, Arthropoda, Insecta, Hymenoptera, Braconidae. The record is from the annotation of a GenBank genome assembly.